AUGAAAUCACUCCUGGGAAUUGCCGCAAUCGCGGCCGCCGUUCUACAGCUCACAGCUGCCAUUAAUCUCGACGUCAACAACACCGAUUCCGUCAAAGCCGCAGCACGUACAAUAGCAUACGGCCUCCAGUCCUUUUAUCGCAACAACGAGACCAGCACGGCCGUCACCGCAGUAGGCACCUUUCCCGAACCACUUUAUUGGUGGGAGGCAGGUGCUGUUUGGGGAGGCAUGGUGGAUUACUGGGCCUAUACAAAUGACACGUCCUACAACGCCGUCACGUCUCAAGCGAUGAUGGCACAAGUGGGACCAGACAUGAACUACAUGCCGCCAGCCUACUUCUCCUCGCUUGGAAAUGACGAUCAAGCAUUCUGGUGUCUUGCAGUAUUGUCUGCUCAGGAGUACGGCUUCCCUGUACCGCAAGGACAGAAGUCAACAGUUUGGCUCGAUCUCGCAGAGGCCGUGUGGAACACGCAGGUCCCGCGAUGGGACACGACCUCGUGUGGGGGUGGCUUGAAGUGGCAGAUCUUCGAAGCGAACAAGGGCUAUUCAUACAAGAACAGCAUUUCGAAUGGCGGCCUUUUUCAGAUCUCAGCACGUCUCGCCCGAUACACGGGCAACCAGACUUACGUCGAGUGGGCUGAGAAGACGUGGGACUGGAUGAGCGCCAUUGGACUCAUCAGCCCGAAUUAUGAGGUCUACGAUGGCUCAGACUCGACGAUCAAUUGCACUCAACUCGACCACACGACUUGGACAUACAACCCAGCUAUGCUAAUCUACGGCACGGCCAUGCUCGCGAACUAUACGAACCAACAAGUCUGGAAAGACCGGACUGAAGGACUACUGACAUCGAUAGAGAAGUCGUUUUUCUCUCCAUACCAGAAUGCCACGAGCAUGUAAGUAUCUAGAAUUCGCAACUGUGGGCGCCACGUCUAUCGAAACCAGAUGUUUGCAACAUACUUGAGGCUGACACCUUGGCAGUAUGUACGAGGCCGCAUGUGAACCGUACAAUACGUGCGACAACGAUCAGUACUCCUUCAAAGCCUAUCUCGCGCGUUGGAUGGCAAAAGCAGCGGUCGUUUACCCGUCCAUCACGGACAACGUCCGCAAGUACCUCUCCGCCUCUGCCCAAGCAGCAGCCGGUGCUUGCACAGGCGGCGACAACAAGCAAGCGUGCGGCCAGAAAUGGUACGUUGGCGGAUACGACGGAGUUACUGGUGUCGGCCAAGAGCUUUCGGCCAUGGAGACCAUCCAGUCCCUGCUUUUACUGAAUGGCAACCCGCCUGUACCUCAACAUGAGGCCAACGUUACCGUCCGGAACGUUCCUGUCACGAGUGAGUUCCCACUGGUUCCAAUGGUCACGCGCGGGCCGAAUUCUGCUUCUCCGCCCGGAUCUGUUUCAGGCGGUGUUCCUUCAUCCUCUCCUUCGGCCGGUGCUAACUCCAGGAGUAGAGCCUUGUUCUUGGCGUGCAGCCCGUGGACGAUUGUGAUAGUUGGGGUUUUGGGGAUAUUAUUGUGGCAUUGA
Molecule: messenger RNA, 1522 nt
Organism: Lecanosticta acicola
Lineage: Eukaryota; Fungi; Ascomycota; Dothideomycetes; Mycosphaerellales; Mycosphaerellaceae
Source: the annotation of a GenBank genome assembly